AAAAAAAAAAAAAACAACACCAAAAAAGAAAUAUUAUUAUUUAUUCUGGCUCACCUUCAUUCAUCGACAUCAAUCAUCAUUCAUUCUAGCAGAGCCAAUCCCAAUCCGAAUCCCAGCUCACUCCCUCCCUCCCAUUACUUCCCGAUUGGCGGGUUUCUGCAGCUCACCGCUUUCCUUUUAUAGCUUCUCUUUUGCCCCCUCCUUUCUAUUUUGGAUCUGGAGAGCAGGAGAUAGAGAGAAACCCAAAAUAAUACAACACCCAAAAGAAGAAGUAGAAGAAGGGGAAGAUUUGAUUGAUCCUCUUCCUCCCUCUUUUGCUUAGUUUCUCGGAUAACUUAGCUAGGGUUUCUGGUUGCUGCGGUUUCUUCCCUGCCCCCCAAAUCUCGCCACUCUAAAUUUGGCAAAAGAGAUUUAAAAAAAAAAUGGCUCCAAUUUCCCUCCGAUAACCGUCUGUCCGUCUCCCUUCCUUUACCCUCUUUUCCCCUCUGGGUAGAAGGUAGCAUCCUAUCCCAUCGCAGCCCCAAAUUAAAAAUGGCGAGGGAGAAGAUACAGAUCAAGAAGAUCGACAACGCCACGGCCAGGCAGGUGACCUUUUCCAAGCGGAGGAGGGGACUUUUCAAGAAAGCCCAGGAGCUCUCUGUGCUCUGCGAUGCUGACGUGGCCCUCAUCAUCUUCUCCUCCACUGGCAAGCUCUUUCACUACUCCAGCUCCAGCAUGAAGGAAAUACUGGAGAGGCACAAUUUGCACUCCAAGAACAUCGAGAAACUAGAACAGCCGUCACUGGAGCUGCAGUUGGUGGAGAACAGCAACUUCACUCGGCUGAGCAAGGAAGUCGCCGAGAAAACGCGCCAACUCAGGCAAAUGAGGGGAGAAGAUCUCAAUGGACUGAACAUUGAAGAACUGCAGCAUCUGGAGAAGUCUCUCGAGUCUGGCUUGACCCGCGUCAUGGAAAAGAAGGGUGAUAAAAUUACGAAUGACAUCAAUGAGCUUCAAAGAAAGGUCAGCCUAGCUUGAAAUCUCGGCCAUUACAUCAUGUCGGCCAUUAUGCAUGGGGACAGAUUAAUGAGAAUUGUGUUAGAAAAAGCUAUAUGUCUAAUGCCAGAGUUGAUACUUGUUGAUUUGGCCAGGGAAUGCAACUGAUGGAAGAGAAUGCGCGCCUAAGACAUCAGGUAAGCGAAUUGUUUGCUGCUUGUCGAGAAUCACAGUAAUACAAGAGAUAACGAUAACAAUCUGCCUCUCUUUACAAAAGAUAUGCUGAAUUUUGGGGUCAGGUAGAAGAGAUGACCAAUGGCGACAGACCUGCCGCAGAAGCAGCGAUGAUGGAGGCGGAGGCGGCGGUCGUGACGGCAGAUUCAGAGAACGUGGUGUACGAGGACGGGCAAUCAUCAGAAUCUGUAACAAACGUCUGCAACUCAAAUGGAGCCCCUCCUCACGACUAUGAAAGCUCCGACACUUCCCUCAAAUUGGGGUUAGUUCGUUCUUCUGAUCUAGUUUCCCACUGUAUUUACGAUCAUAUAUGCAUGCAUGUUGACGAUACCUUCAAGAUGUUAAUAUACUGCUGUUUUUUUUUCCCUUCCAUUUUGCAGGUUGCCGUAUUCCGGCUAGAGUGUUGUUGUACGGUGACGUGUAUGAUGAUGAAUGAUCAAGCUAACUUGCCAAGAGAAUGGUCGGCGGUCCAAUUGUUCCUGAGCCUCGAUCGUGUGUGUAUUAAUUUAUUCCAAUUUGAUCAAUGCAAGACAUGCAUUGCAUGAUGUAUAAUAUUGUAUAUCGGUGUGAUGAUUACAUGAUCAAACCAC
This is a messenger RNA of Linum tenue, 1796 nucleotides long. NCBI's taxonomy places the organism in Eukaryota, Viridiplantae, Streptophyta, Magnoliopsida, Malpighiales, Linaceae. The record is from the annotation of a GenBank genome assembly.